AUGAUAUUCUAACUACGAUUUUCGAUUUAGUAGGUACUAAACAGCACAUCACUCAAACGGUGUCUUAUAAAGUUGUGCACUAUGGUGUAAUGGAUUGAGUUAAUCAAAUACUACGUUUUGAUUGACAUUUUUUAAGUUUAAACACAAGUUCAUAAGAGAUGGGUGAUAUUUUUCUGACAACGAGGACUAGUAGGUAUGGCAAUACAGUUAUGAGCCAUAAGGAAACUGACAACACUAAUGGACUAUCUAAUGUGACGGAAAGAGAAUUAUUGGACCAACUGAAUGACGAAAUAAAACGGGUAUUAACACCUGUUUCAGUUUUUGUUGGAAUUGAAGCUGUUGUGGGAUUUUUUGGAAAUUUAUUUGUCUUGUUCGUAUUUAUAAAGCGUUACCAUGCCUGUAAUUUCCGCUACUUCGUGCUGUGCCUCGCUCUUUUGGACUUGAUCAGCACGCUCACCACGAUGCCUGGAGAAAUUCUCACGCAGCAGCACUGGUACAAGUACCCGUUCCCCGUCGUCUGCAAAGUCAAGUCCUUCUUUAACGUGUUCACGGUGUCAGGGGAGGCAUUUUGUCUAUGCAUCAUUGCUGUCGACCGCUACCGGAAGGUUUGUGCGCCAUUCAGAUGGCAGAUCAAGCCUCGCCAGGCGCUCCUCAUGUGCGGCCUUAUCUACGGCUCGGCGUUCACCCUUUCACUGCCAGUCUCGUUUCUCUGGGGAAUCAAGCAGGACGUAAGGAUAUACAAUGGAAGAAACGUUACUGUCACUAUCUGUGAAACGGAUUCUUAUUAUGCAGGCAGUAGACAACCGUUUUUAUACGCUACAUCAGUCGAGGUUUUAAUUGGGAUAUGCCUGGUGAUCAUGCUUAGUCUUUAUGUACUGGUAGCAAAAAGACUCAUCUUAGGUCGCUCAUUUGCACAAAUGAACAGAGACUCGUGCUUGCCUAUGGUCAGCAAGCCGACAACUUCCCAGAAAAAUGAAAAAAGCGGGAUCAGUGAUGCAAGAAAUGUUUCUAUUUUAGAAGUACAGAUCGGGAAUGGAAUAGCUUACAAAGAAACAGAAAUGAGGAAUAUGGAUGACGAAAGUGAUCCAGUUGACGUCAAUGAUGUUUGUGUCAUUGAAGCCGUAAGGCCGGAAGUCUGUCACAUUAAGGUACAGCAUCGACGUCAAGAAAACGCGAACCUGGUUAAUUGGAAAACGUACAUCAUGUUCGUUUUGACAAUCAUAUUCAUUGUCACAACAAUUACGUAUAUGACAUUAUUAGCGUUAAUAUCAGAAGGAAUCUUAAAACGUUUAAAUGCGUAUGAGAAGUCUGUGUAUUUCUUCUUUUUCAGACUAGUAUUCAUAAACCAUGCUAUUAACCCGUUCGUGUACGGCUGUCUUGACCCUCACUUUAAGCAAAUAUUAGGAGAUAUGAAAAUCUGCUUAAGGAAGUAAGGGAGGUAGUUAAACUGUUUGCGUGUAAUUCCUUCCAUUCGUGACAUGCACACUAUAUUCACCACACAUGCGCAUUGAAAUGGUUUGCAUGUUACAGCUUACAAUUUUGUAAAUUGUGUAUUUCGUCAUUUUGAACGAAUCUUAUAUUGCAAUCGAAGUUGGGCGUGUAUUUGCCAUUGUCUCGUUGAAUUUUUUGGAACCAUAUCUAAUUGCCUGUUUAUCAAUUAACUUUUAUCAAUAAAAUUAUAUACA
Molecule: messenger RNA, 1685 nt
Organism: Mya arenaria
Lineage: Eukaryota; Metazoa; Mollusca; Bivalvia; Myida; Myidae
Product: D(1A) dopamine receptor-like
Exons: 1
Coding region: 159-1433 (424 amino acids)
Biological process (GO): neuropeptide signaling pathway
Cellular component (GO): membrane
Molecular function (GO): G protein-coupled peptide receptor activity
Source: RefSeq, a predicted model, not a curated record